AUGCACAAGCCAUCGGCGAGAGUUCGCGCUGACUUUAUAUCACAGUUCAACAGUGUCCUCGAUGAAACCGACGUCAUUUCUGAUGACCUUGAGCCAUGGAGGAGACCCGAUCUGGCCACGAGAAGGCCACCACCCCUUGUGAUUGAGGUUUAUCUCGACACUUCCCACCUGUCCCAAAAUCAGGCUUUAAUCAUCGUUGACGAGGCCGGCAAGCGCCAUGAUGUGUCGGAGCGCCUGCAGUCUUCCGCCGACUCGAGUCCACGGCCCUCGAGGCAUGGCGCGCAGCCCUGUGAGGUCGUGAUAGAGCGCUGGACGAUUGAAUUGGGCGACGGUGAAGACUGCUCCACUGCUGAGUUGAACGACACUCUGCCGAAUGUCUACAAGAAAGGCGUCUGUCUAUUCAGAUCACUGUUUGCCUUUGCGCGAUUCCUGCCGGCGUGGAAGCUACACCGAAAACUCACGAGACAACCGGGCAAGCAUCAGGCGCUGCGACUAAGAUUCCGCAUCAAGCAGGAUCAUCGCUUGCCACCUGGCCGACAGGACUCCCUUUACGCUCCACUUUGCUCUUCCCAGUCAGCAUCAGAUGCCAUCACCGAAGCCUACGAGAUUCCAGCAUUGCCAUGUCGCGCCGGCGCUUUGUCCAUCAGCGUCCACUACCGGACUAACUGCGAGUUCGGCGUGGCUGACUCGGAAUCACUCCUCUCCUCGCGCUUCCUUGGUUACGAUGAAGGCGUACCCAUCCUGGCCGCCGGCAGGUCUCUUCCCGCCGCUCGUGGCGAGCAGGCUCGUGUACAGAACAGUAGCUUAGCGAGAGCCACGGGCGACCAACGUGCUCGCGUCGGCGCAUACGGCAGUCUUGGUACAUUCCAUGCGGCCGACAAACGUGGCUCGCCAGUCACGGAGCUGAAGCAGCGCGUGCUUGAUGAGGAUAGCGAUGACGGCCAGCAGACCUCUUCCAACCAGAGGCAGACCCUCUCGCGUGAGCCUUCACAGAGCUUGAAGAACAAUCCUCCGUUCAAGUCCGGCUCGUUGGCGUCGUCGCCACGGCCCUCGCCAUCCCCGAGCACAUCCGCUGGACGAGAAUCGAGCUUUGCAAAAUAUGCGGGCACGUCGUCCGGCAAGCGUGUGUCUCUAAAUACCUUGCCCCAACAAGCCUUGCGAGCGCCGCCAUCUCAGAGCGAAACCGCAGUCGCAUCUUCGGGCUCAUCCUCCCCGAAGCCGGCACCCGUCCAUCGGUAUAGCAGCAGCUUCGCCAACCGAAAUAGGCGAUACACCCCUCAAAACAGUAAGACUGGUGAGAGUGGUGGAAGCUCCGGACGUGCCAGCAGUUCAUCCAACAAGGACAGCAAGGAGAAACCCCUUGUUCCUGGAUAUGACGGUCCCAUUGGCUCCCGAUUGCCUGGCCCAUCUCAGGACCACGACGACAUUGCCGACUUCAUCUUUCAAGUCGAAAAGUCUAAGGAUGUACGCAUUCACUCACGACCAGGUUCUCGUGACAACACGGUGAACCUGACCAAAUACAGCAAUAUGAGAGACCCCAACACCCAACUCGCCGAAGAGAUGAGCUCGUCAUCCCUCAUCCAAACGUCAGCCACACCGCCCAGCCGUCGCUUGUCGAACGUCCCGGGUCUCUCUACAUCAUCUUCUCCAUCACGUGCCUUGACGCACGCACCGCAUGUUCGCUCGCGACUUUCGACCCAUAGCAUUGCCGAGGAGAUUACGAGCCGUUCAGGCGCCUCAGGCGAGGGCUCCGACAGCCCCAAGAUUCAUGAAGAGGACGAAGAAGAGGAGGACGAAGAGCCCUUCAUCUUCCCUCAAGACAACGUCUAG
Molecule: messenger RNA, 1830 nt
Organism: Zasmidium cellare ATCC 36951
Lineage: Eukaryota; Fungi; Ascomycota; Dothideomycetes; Mycosphaerellales; Mycosphaerellaceae
Exons: 1
Coding region: 1-1830 (609 amino acids)
Biological process (GO): autophagosome assembly; piecemeal microautophagy of the nucleus; protein localization to phagophore assembly site
Cellular component (GO): Atg1/ULK1 kinase complex; extrinsic component of membrane; phagophore assembly site
Source: RefSeq, a predicted model, not a curated record